AUGACCCCUUUUCAAGCCUUAUAUGGAAAAGUUCCAUCUAUGAUUCCAUCCUACAGUAAAGGGUCAGUGCGUGUGGAGGCUGUUGAUGCCACUUUAAGUCAUAGGGAUGACUUGCUGAGGUACCUUAAGCAUCAGCUGCAGGGUGCUCAAAAUAGAAUGAAAGUACAAUCUGAUAAGCACAGGAAGGAUGUUAUUUUAUCAGUAGGUGAUUUGGUGUUGGUGAAGUUGCAGCCUUAUAGGCAAAUCACUCUAGCUAAGAGACAGUUGCUCAAACCGUUUAAAGGGGAUAGUUCCACUACUGCCGUCCCAUUACCUGAACUUACCAAGGAGAACCAACCAGUCCAGGUCCCAUUGGCUGCUGUUAUGUCCCGAGUUAUUCCAGUAGGACCAGAGCAACACAGACAGUGGCUUAUUCAAUGGACCAGCUCACUUCCUGAAGAUGCUACAUGGGAGUAUGAAGAUGAUCUUCUCAUGUUUUAUCCAGAAUUUCCAUUACCUCAGCUGAACCUUGAGGACAAGGUUCUUAUUGCAGCAGGGGCCAAUGAUACGUUUGAAAGGCGAAACAGGAGACUUGCUCAGAAGAAAUCAAAAGUGCCAAGUGCUCAAUCUGAAGAAGCACCUGAAAUCCCAACCAUGGCAGCGAAUAAUGAAGGUGAAAAUCCACUUAUGGAUACCAUCCUCACUCCAGCCUUCAACAGGCCUAAUUCAAUUAUCAAUCCAAAGGAAGACUGCAUGGCUAUUAUUACUAGAAGUGGCAAAGUGGUAGCGCCUCUUAAAACUCCAAUUCUAGAUUAUGCGGAAGAGGACGAGAAGCAUGAUGGAGCAGUUGAGCCAGAGGUUGAGGUUGCAGAGCGACCUGUUGUGGUUGAGAAAGAGCAUGAGCUGAGUCCUGAAUAUGUGCGGUCUAAAGCACCAUACCCAGAGAGGUUCAAGAAAGAGGCUUAUAACAAACAGUAUGGCAGGUUUUUAGACAUCUUCAAGAAGCUGCACAUAAACAUCCCUUUUGCAGAAGCUUUAGCAAGUAUGCCUGGUUAUUCAAAAUUCAUGAAGGAUCUUUUGUCAAGGAAGCAUAAGCUACAGGAAUGCCAGACAGUGACACUUACUGAGAAGUGUAGUGCCUUUAUUCAGCAGAAGAUUCCGGCUAAGCUUAGUGAUUCGGGGAGUUUUAAUAUCCCUAUUGCUAUUGGCGAUAUUUGCAUUGGUCGAGCUCUUUGUGAUCUAGGGGCUAGUAUCAAUUUGAUGCCUCUUUCUGUUUAUAAGUCUUUGGGGAUUGAAGAAUUGAAGCCUACAGCGGUCUCUCUUCAACUUGUUGAUAGAUCCGUGAGGACACCUAAUGGGAUUAUAGAAGAUGUCCUUGUCAAGGUUGACAAGUUUAUCUUUCCUGCUGACUUUGUGGUGUUGGAUAUGGAGGAAGGAAGUGGGAAGCCUUUGCUCUUAGGUAGGCCCUUUUUGGCUACAGCCCGUGCUCUAAUAGAUGUUGAGCAAGGAAUGAUUAAGUUGAGGAUGAAUUAUGAGGAGAUUACUUAUAAUGUUUCUGAGGCUAUGAAAAGACCCGCUGAGCAUAGUGAUUGUUUUCAAAUUGAUGUUUUUCAAGAAAUCGUUCAACAGAAGAAGGUGCGUCCUCAAGAGAUUGAUUAUGAGUUGAGAGCCUGUGAACAUAUGCCCUUUGAAAAAAAGGAAGUUGCUGUGGAGGUGCUUAAAGAAAAAGUUGAUGACAUAGAGGUUGGGGCACCUAAGGUUGAAUUGAAAAUUCUGCCUAAUACUUUGAAAUAUGUAUUCUUGGGAGAUGAAGAGACGUACCCUGUAAUCAUCAAUAAGGGACUAUCUUCUGACCAAGAAAAGAAGCUGGUUGAAGUUCUAAAAACUCAUAAGACUGCCAUAGGGUAG
Molecule: messenger RNA, 1887 nt
Organism: Gastrolobium bilobum
Lineage: Eukaryota; Viridiplantae; Streptophyta; Magnoliopsida; Fabales; Fabaceae
Exons: 5
Coding region: 1-1887 (628 amino acids)
Source: RefSeq, a predicted model, not a curated record